Messenger RNA from Bipolaris victoriae FI3, 249 nucleotides. RefSeq lists its product as hypothetical. The transcript has a single exon. Bases 1 to 249 code for a protein of 82 amino acids. The record is from RefSeq and is a predicted model, not a curated record. Lineage: Eukaryota; Fungi; Ascomycota; Dothideomycetes; Pleosporales; Pleosporaceae.
AUGGAGCACCGACCCAAUAACAGACCUUGCGUCGGCCCACCUUUGCUCCCGAUUGAGGCGCCAAUCUAUGAAGAUAGGACUGCGGAAGAUGAGCCUGUCGAAAUGAAGACUUGGGAAUGGUAUGAAGAAAAUGAAGAUUGCAGAAUUGGCAGCAUAGUCAGCGAGGUGCUGAUGGAAGAAGGAAGUGAUGCGCCAGAGCAGACAUACUGUUACUGCAUUGCCAAAUCUGGCCUACCGGACUGGAUAUAG